AUGCCACCUAACGUGGCGUAUCGCGACAAUGAUAGCGUAGUAGUGUUCGGUUACGGAUCACUAAUCUGGAAGCCUAACUUCCCAUACAGCCAAAGGAUAGUCGGCUAUGUUCGGGGAUAUAAGCGAAGAUUCUAUCAAGGCAACGUAUUUCAUCGUGGUACUCCGGAGAGGAAUCACUGUUUGCGGAAAAGACCACUGUUUUCCGUGUCCAGUUCAGAGUGGCACAAACAGAGUGUUGGUCAUCACUUAACUCGGCAGGGGAGUGUAAGAUCGAUUACUAAAAAUUCGGGAACUAUCGGUACGACUGAUCCUUUGGGAUGUUGCCUGCAUGAUCCUUGCUGCGCAUGGUUCGGUAAGCUGUGCGGUUUGACUAAUACUCGAUAUCUUUGUCGUUCUUGUUGUCAGUUUUUAUCCAUAUUUGUCUGA
This is a messenger RNA of Opisthorchis viverrini, 426 nucleotides long. RefSeq lists its product as hypothetical. The transcript is spliced from 2 exons. The record is from RefSeq and is a predicted model, not a curated record. Gene Ontology annotation, biological process: glutathione catabolic process. Gene Ontology annotation, cellular component: cytoplasm. NCBI's taxonomy places the organism in Eukaryota, Metazoa, Platyhelminthes, Trematoda, Opisthorchiida, Opisthorchiidae. Gene Ontology annotation, molecular function: glutathione specific gamma-glutamylcyclotransferase activity; gamma-glutamylcyclotransferase activity. The coding region runs from base 1 to 426 and encodes 141 amino acids.